This is a messenger RNA of Porites evermanni, 3897 nucleotides long. NCBI's taxonomy places the organism in Eukaryota, Metazoa, Cnidaria, Anthozoa, Scleractinia, Poritidae. The record is from the annotation of a GenBank genome assembly.
AUGUCUCUCGCAACGAAAACCGUCAAAGAAUUGAAAUCUAUCGCCAAAGAGCGUGGAAUGAAACGUUAUUCAGCCUUACGAAAGGCUGAGUUGAUAAACUUAUUAGAUGCACCACGUGUAUCGAGUACCCCUGUUCAAAGACCGAUUCCCGCUCCGAGACCUGCUCCGAGACCUGUUCCAGCACCAAGAACACAAAGACCUGCUCCGAGACCUGCUCCGAGACCUGUUCCAGCACCAAGAACACAAAGACCUGCUCCUGUUAACAUACUGGAUAUUCAAAAUCCACAAAUAAAUGUUCCAGUUUUAACUCCAACAGUUGUCACGACGACUACCAAUAAAGUAAAAGAUGUCUUGCAAAAGACGAGCAAAAAUAUAGUUGACUGGACCAAAUGGUUAGUAGAUACCAGCAAGGAGAUCGCUAGUAAGAAAAAUAUAUCUUCAGCAUUCGAAUCAACCAAACAAAAGAUAUUGAGCCUAUUUGAGAAAAAAUCACCAGUAAGUUUUACAUUUAGAGAGGAAAGAUCAUCGCUAAGAAAUUUUACCACUCAGUAUGUUAUAGAUGGAAGGGCGGGUUAUGACCCAGAAUCGUUCCUAAAUGCUGUAAGACGAACUGUAACCACCCUAUUAGCAAACAAACGUAGAACAAAGGUAAAACUCAUCCUUAACCUUGUUAUGGAAAAAGUAAACAUUUUUCCUGGCGAAGGUAUCAACCAAGACACAUCAUUUCACUCACGCGUUGAAGUUAACCUUGAAGGAACAAAUGUAAAUGAAAUAUACCAGAAUAUGAUUGAUCGCAUUAUGGAAAGCAUAACAACGUUCCAGAUGAGAGGUAGUAACUGGCGAUUUAAAUCCAUCGACUCUCUCGAAAUCCACACAGUCUCGUAUAGACCACUCGGUGGAAGCUCGUACAUUCCAUUACCUAAGGCGCUGCAGUCGAGAAAAGCAAUUAUCAAUUUAAAAAAUGAUGACGACAAGUGUUUUCUAUAUUCCGUCACAAGAGCAUUACACCCUGUAGAGCGUGAUGCUGAGCGUACUUCAAAGAUCCUAAAAGUACAAACAGAAGAAGUCAACAUGGAAGGUAUUGAAUAUCCAGUUACCCUCAAGGCAAUUGAUAAAGUAGAAAAGCAGAACCCUGACAUUUCCGUGAACGUAUUUGGUUUUGAGGCUUGCGUUUACCCACUCAGAGUAAGUAAAUACACAGACAGAACAGCUAUCAACCUUUUGUUAAUUUCUGAUGGUGAGCGACAACAUUACUGUCUCAUCAAGAAUAUGAGCAGAUUACUUUCGUCACAAACUGGCAACAGGCAACAUGAAAAGUACUUUUGUAUGAGGUGUUUGAACUCAUUUCAUUCCCAAGAUUCAUUAAAUAAACACAUAGAGUUCUGCUCUUCCAAUGAAGCUGUCAAGAUAGAAAUGCCUGAAGAGGGUUCAACUAUUUCAUUUAAUAAUCAUAUUAGAUCAAUGAGAGUGCCUUUCAUAGUGUUUGCUGAUUUUGAGUCCUUAAUAAAACCUAUAGAUACCUGUGAUCCUAGCGCAGAAAAGAGUUAUACAAAGAAAUAUCAGAAACACACCCCUUCUAGUUUUUGUUACUAUGUUAAGUGCUUUGAUGACAAUGUCUAUUCACAGAAGCCAGUGGCCUAUACUGCUAAAUCUGAUGAUGAAGACGUUGCGCAAAUAUUUGUGGACAAGUUGGAAGAAACUGUCAAAGAGAUUUAUCAAAAGUUUGACAAGCCUGUAAAGAUGAUCUUUGGUAAAGAAGAAAAGAUUGAGUAUGAGAAAGCGACCAGGUGCUGGAUUUGCCAAGGUGAGUUCGACAAAGAUGAUAAAGUUAGAGAUCACUGCCAUUAUACUGGGAAAUUCAGAGGUGCUGCUCACAACAAAUGCAAUCUCAAAUAUAGCAAGCCAAAGUUUAUACCUGUGGUGUUCCACAACCUUAGUGGAUACGAUAGUCACUUGUUUAUCAAAAAUCUUGGUAAGGGUGAGGGUGAUAUCAACUGUAUCCCUAAUAAUGAAGAAAAGUACAUAAGCUUUACCAAGGAUGUUAUUGUUGAUUCUUAUAUUGACAAGAAAGGAAAGAAAAAAGAUGUAAAACAUCAACUUAGGUUCAUUGACAGCUUUAAGUUCAUGGCUUCUAGUUUGGACAAAUUGACAGGCAAUUUAGAUAAAAGCUGUUUCACUAACACUUCAAAAUACUAUAAUGGAAAACAACUGGACCUACUGUUGAGAAAAGGUGUGUACCCCUAUGAAUACAUGGAUUCACUGAAAAGGUUAGAUGAGCCUUGUAUACCACCCAAAGAAGCAUUCUAUUCUAGGCUUAGUGGAGAGGAUAUUAACGAUGAGGGCUAUGAGCAUGCCCAGAAAGUGUGGAAUGAAUUCGAGAUGAAGACGCUCAGAGACUAUCACGACUUGUACAACCAGUCUGAUGUAUUACUCUUGGCUGAUGUUUUUGAGAACUUUCGUGAUGUGUGCAUCAAGAACUAUGGUUUAGAUCCGGCUUGGUAUUACACAGCACCAGGGUUAGCUUGGGAUGCUGCUUUGAAGAUAACUGGAGUUAAGUUGGAGUUGUUACACGACCCAGACAUGUUGCUCAUGGUUGAGAAAGGUAUUCGAGGUGGAAUCUCAAUGAUUAGCAAUAGGUUUGGAAAAGCAAACAACAAAUACAUGGGCGACAAAUUCAACAAAAAUGAGUUGUCAAAAUACAUUACAUAUCUAGACGCAAACAACCUCUAUGGAUGGGCCAUGUCCAAACCUCUUCCUACACAUGGUUUCAAAUGGAUGGACGAAAGUGAACUUAACUCGUGGAAAAAUCAUAGCUGUAUACUAGAGGUUGAUAUGGAGUACUCCAAAGAAUUGCAUGAUUUACAUAACGAUUAUCCUUUAGCACCUGAGAGUAUCAAGAUGAAUAAGGUUGACAAACUAAUUCCAAAUCUCAAUGACAAAGAAAAGUAUGUCAUUCACUAUGAAAACCUCAAACUGUAUGAGAGCCUAGGUUUAAAGAUUACAAGGAUUUAUAGAGGCAUAAAAUUCGAGGAAAGCGCGUGGCUGAAACAAUACAUUGAUCUGAACACGAAUCUGCGAGCAAAGGGGACGAAUGAGUUUGAAAAAGACUUCUUCAAGCUCAUGAACAACUCUGUAUUCGGCAAGACAAUGGAAAAUAUCAGAAGUCGCGUAGACAUCAGGCUGGUUAACAGUGAGGGUAAAGCAAAGAAGUUAGCCGCAAAACCAAACUACAAGCAUUGCAAUAUCUUUAACGAGAACCUGGUGGCCAUACACAUGAAAAAGACAAAGCUAGUAUUCAACAAGCCUGUAUACUUGGGGAUGUGCAUUCUUGAUCUGAGCAAAACACUUAUGUACGAUUUUCAUUACAACUAUAUGAAGAAGAAAUAUGAUACCAAGGCAAAGCUAUUGUUCACCGACACUGACAGUAUAGCAUAUGAGGUACAGACUGACGAUUUUUACAAAGACAUCUCUGGAGAUGUUAGAGCCAAGUUCGACACAAGUAAUUUCUCAAAGGAUCACCCAUCCGGUAUUGAAGCUGGGCAUAACAAAAAGGUUGUAGGCAUGUUUAAAGAUGAGGCAGGAGGUGAGAUCAUAGAAGAGUUUGUAGGACUGAGAGCUAAAUUAUAUUCAUACAAGAUGUUGGAGGGUAAAGAGGAAAAGAAAUGCAAAGGCGUCAAGAAACCUGUUGUCAAGAAAAGUAUUCAGUUUGAGGAUUACAAGAACUGUUUAUUCACAGGUAAGGAGCAGUUGAGAAAGAUGAACGUAAUAAGAAAUCGUGCGCAUGAAGUCUACACAGAGGAAAUGAACAAGGUUGCUUUGUCAGCCAACGAUGACAAGAGGAUAAUCUUGGAGGAUGGGGUGCACACACUAGCGCAUGGACAUUUCAGGGCACAAUGA